Molecule: messenger RNA, 669 nt
Organism: Meloidogyne enterolobii
Lineage: Eukaryota; Metazoa; Nematoda; Chromadorea; Rhabditida; Meloidogynidae
Source: the annotation of a GenBank genome assembly
AAAAUAUUUUAUCAAUCUUCUUCAAAUCCUAUUACAACAAAAAAACUUUUUCUUCUCUCAAUGCUUCGUGUUCGUGUUAAUUCUCUUCUAGUUAUUCUCCUGGCUAUUUGGACUUCUCUCAAUUGUGUUAUGUCAGAUGUUGAUGUUGGUUAUGGUCGUCACCCUUUGGUAAGAAACAAAAUCAAGAGUCUUAACGAAGCACGGCAUAUUGCGAAAAACAACGAGGACCUUCAAGAUUAUAAAGGAACGGAGAAUUCUUGUGAUGUAAAGUUUGAUGAAAAUGGGGAUAUAGUUCUGAAUUACAACACCGUUCGCGAGACUGGGUGUGCCAUCGAUCUUAUAGAGAAAUUCGAUUUUAUGUUCGGAUUCAAAGGAAUUUUGAGUAAUGACAACAAAAAGAUUAGAGAAUGUCUUCAGCCAAUGCCCGAUGGAUUUAAUGCCAAUAUGGUUCCUUUUGCAUACAGUAUUGGCUUUGAACGGUUUGAAGAGUUGAAGGAAGGACCUUACGAUGGGGAUGAUAUUUCUUGCCAUAAGAAGGAUGAGUGCAUCAAAAGUGGUGGAGAAUGCUUGAGACCUGGCGGAUUAGAGUUUGGUUGGGCAUAUGAUGGAGAUAAAGUUCAUGCGAGUAUGCAAUCGGGUAAAGACAAUAAUUUUCUUUUUAAAUUUUAA